Penaeus vannamei (Pacific white shrimp) is the source of this 699-nucleotide messenger RNA. The record is from RefSeq and is a predicted model, not a curated record. Lineage: Eukaryota; Metazoa; Arthropoda; Malacostraca; Decapoda; Penaeidae.
AUGAUCUUGUAUAGCAAAAAUCUCGCCUCAUUCUGUGAAGCAAAACCUCCGCCUCAUUCCCAGAAGCAAGAAUCCCCGGCUUAUCCUCAAAAACCUUCGCCUCCAUUCCCAGAAGCAAAACCUCCGCCUCAUUCCCAGAAGCAAACCUUCAUUCCAGAAGCAAAACCUUCGCCUCAUUCCCAGAAAAGCAAAACCUUCGCCUCAUUCCCAGAAAACCUCGAAGACUCCGCCUCAUUCCCAGAAGCAAAACCGCUCAUUCCAGAAGCAAAACCUCCCGCCUCAUCCCAGAAGCAAAAACCUUCGCCUCAUUCCAGAAGCAAAACCUCCGCCUCAUUCCCAGAAAAGCAAAACCUCCGCUUCAUUCCAGAAGCAAAACCUUCGCCUCAUUCCCAGAAGCAAAACCUUCGCCUCAUUCCCAGAAAGCAAUUCCAGAAGCAAAACCUCCCUCAUUCCCAGAAAAAAACCUCAGAAGCAAAAACCUUCGCCUCAUUCCCAGAAGCAAAACCUUCGCCUCAUUCCCAAAGCAAAACCUUCGCCUCAUUCCAGAAGCAAAACCUCCGCCUCAUUCCAGAAGCAAAACCUUCGCUCAUUCCAGAAGCAAACCUUCGCCUCAUUCCCAGAAGCAAAACCUCCCCUCAUUCCCAGAAGCAAGAAUCCCCGGCUUAUCCUGAAGUACAAGCAUUCAGAAGAUUAACUUAA